This is a messenger RNA of Diabrotica balteata, 485 nucleotides long. NCBI's taxonomy places the organism in Eukaryota, Metazoa, Arthropoda, Insecta, Coleoptera, Chrysomelidae. The record is from the annotation of a GenBank genome assembly.
AUCAACACUAACAAAAUGAAUACGUAUUGUGUGAUUUCUUUCUUGGCUGUUGCAUUCCUAAGCGGAAUAGAGAGCUUAUCAGAAGCUGAACAAGCAAUGAUGUUCUCACUACACCAAAAAUGCUUACCUAUCUCUGGAGCUACCGAUGAAAUGGCCAAGCAAGCAAUGGUAGGAAAUUUCCCAGAAGAUCCUGCCUUUAAAGAACACGUUUACUGCAUGUCCAAAGGUUUUGGGUUUUUUAACGAAAAUGGUGAAGUAAAUAAAAUUGUAGUUGAAGCUGAGUUACAGAAGAGAAUCGCAGAUCCAGCACUGAGAGAAGAAAUUAAAGCAAAAUGUUUAGUAAUGAAAGAAACUCCCCAGGAAACUGCUUUCCAAACUGCUAAGUGUAUGUUUGCUUAUAAAGAUAGACUGUAAUUAUAAAUUAUUUGACUAUCCGAUCUUAUUAUGUAUAAAAUUUAAAAUAAACAAAAACAAGUAAACGAGUG